Messenger RNA from Magnolia sinica, 1480 nucleotides. RefSeq names its product methylesterase 17-like. The record is from RefSeq and is a predicted model, not a curated record. Gene Ontology annotation, molecular function: methyl indole-3-acetate esterase activity; methyl jasmonate esterase activity; methyl salicylate esterase activity. Gene Ontology annotation, biological process: salicylic acid metabolic process; jasmonic acid metabolic process. Bases 16 to 870 code for a protein of 284 amino acids. The transcript has 5 exons. Lineage: Eukaryota; Viridiplantae; Streptophyta; Magnoliopsida; Magnoliales; Magnoliaceae.
GCAUAUACUUGGAGAAUGUUUCUUCUACUAAAUGGCUUUGGCUUCGAUCCCUUUGGACACUGCUCACUCUCUAGUAACAUCGUAUUUUCAGCUCUCUGCAUAGCACAAAGGCCGAGCCAAGAGGUUGAAAUGGCCAAAAUACCCUCUAAAUCGCACUUUGUUUUUGUGCAUGGCGCUUCACAUGGGGGAUGGUGCUGGUACAAAAUCCGGUGUCUUCUGGAGAAGGCAGGCUCCAAGGUGACGUGUUUGGACCUUGCCAGCGGCGGGAUUAACCCAUCGGAUGCGAAUUCGAUUUUCACGUUCGAUGAAUACAACAAGCCACUGAUCGAUUUCAUGUCAGCCUUGCCGGAGGACGAAAAGGUAAUUCUGGUGGGCCACAGCCUUGGAGGGCUGAACGUGACUGACGCGAUGAACAAAUUCGUGAACAAAGUCCAUCUCGCCAUCUAUGUGAACGCACAAAUGCUACCACAAAAAGGAGAAGACAAGGAUAAGUCAGAGUACCGGCAUGCGUUCGAAAUAUGGCAUGGAUUGGGGCCAGAUAAGCCUCCUACAGGUGUAUUGAUGCGCAAGGAAUUUCACCGCAAACUCAUGUAUAAUAUGAGCCCUGAAGAGGUAUACAUACACGUAUCUAGAGAAAUCAUCAAUAAAGGCUAUAAAAUAUACUCUACCUCAAUGAGACUCGACCCUAGCUGCAAUACUCUUACGCCCAUGUCCAGUCAUGGCGGUGGCGAAUGCAAACAUCAGAGUCGGAGAAGGCGUCAACAAGGUGACACGGAUCUGCAUAAGGGGCACCAAAGACACUUUCUACAAGGAGAAAAGCUUCCAAGCUCAGAUCAAGAUGUGGCCCCCAAGCCAAAUACUGACGGUUGAGAGUGACCACAGCCCAUUCUUUUCUGCCCCGACCCAGCUCUUCAGCUUGCUAGUCGAGGCCACAGCUUCAAUCUCUUCUGAUUAAAGGUUUAUGCAGCACCCAGGCUCUCUGGGGCCCACCAUGUUUCAUAUGUAAAAUCUACUCCGUCCAUCAGGUUCUAUUCCCGGUUUUAGUCAACAAACAGAAGAUAAGUUAGAUUCGCAAUUCAGUUGGGCCACACCACAGGUAACAAUGUGCACUGGAUGCUAACCAUAGAUUGUUUUUGAGUGAUGCCACCAUGUUGUGCAUCUUUCAUCAAACCCGUUGAUCAAGUGUAACUCACUUGGAUGAAGUGAAGAUAGAAAAAUCAACACGAUCCAAAACUCACGUGUCUCAAAUUGUCUGAAACUACAAGUUUUAACAUUGUUCCCAUUGUGUGGUCCAGCCAAGUUGUUGGUGGGCUGAUUUUCUACAUAUACAUUUCAAAAAAGCCUUUCCACCUGAUGGACAGAAUAGAUUUACAUAAACAACAUGGCGGGCCAUACAGAGCUUGGAUGUUUUACGUGCAGGUGUUAUAGACAAUUCCUACCUACAAUUAUAUAAGCAUCGUAUGCCCUCAUUCACUGUUCA